This is a messenger RNA of Gossypium raimondii (Peruvian cotton), 994 nucleotides long. RefSeq lists its product as uncharacterized. The record is from RefSeq and is a predicted model, not a curated record. The transcript is spliced from 3 exons. The coding region runs from base 216 to 800 and encodes 194 amino acids. Lineage: Eukaryota; Viridiplantae; Streptophyta; Magnoliopsida; Malvales; Malvaceae.
UUUACAAUUGUUUGGCCGUGUCAGCUUUGCAUGCUGUCGCGGCCAAUUUGGUGUAAUAAACCUCUCUCUUUGUUUCAUUUUUGUUUCGGGCAAAAGAAAAGAGAGAAGUUUAUUAUUUUGUUUUUUGUUUUGCUUUUAAGGUAUUCUUUUUCCAUCUUUUAGGAUUUAGAUAAGAAAUUUUUUGGUGUUUUUUUAUAGUAAUUAUCCAAAAAAAAAUGAUGAAAUACAACGGAUUAGAGGCGACAACAAAGGUCGUCACACGUUCACUGUCCUCACCGUUAUGUGACUCGAAAACAGAACAGUUGCAACGAAUGCGAUUAAAGCCACCGCCAUUGAUGAUUGACAAGAAAUUUCUAUACAAGCAAUUGUCCAUGUUCGAGACCUCUAGGGACAUUGCUUGGGAAAGAAGGCGACGACAGAUUCUUCGUCAAGAGAGAAAAAAAGAAGGGAUUAUCGUGAGUGAAAAUGGGUUGACAGAUGAAGAUUUGUAUGAACUUAAAGGGUGCAUAGAACUAGGGUUCGGAUUCAAUGAAGAAGCAGCUCAAAAGCUAUGCAACACAUUGCCAGCUCUAGACCUUUAUUUUGCUGUAAACCGACAGCUUUCACCACUUCCAUCCCCUCAAAGCCAAAGUUGUUCACCAUCACCUCCCUCAGUUGGUUACAUACCACCAUGUGUUGAAAGCCCUAGAAGUGAGCUAGAUUGGAAAAUUUACAUCUCAGGAGAUAAUCCUCAGCAAGUGAAGACUAAGCUAAGGCAUUGGGCACAAGCUGUGGCAUGUUCUUUGAUGCAGUCAUGUUGAAGUGUACAUGCAUGGUUUGGUAUAGAGGCAAAGGAUCUAAGGGAAAAGAAAUUUUAGAGUAAGGAGAAAAAAGAUAGUAAGAGAGGGUCUAAGGUUCCCAUUUUCUUAUUAUUAUACAUCCAAUUUUGGCUGAGAUCCAAUUUUGUUUUGUUUGAGAUCACUUAGAGGGAUUCAAUUUAAAUAAACAAAUUCCA